This is a messenger RNA of Rana temporaria (common frog), 1026 nucleotides long. RefSeq names its product phosducin like 3 (gene PDCL3). Gene Ontology annotation, cellular component: cytoplasm. The record is from RefSeq and is a predicted model, not a curated record. The transcript has 7 exons. Gene Ontology annotation, biological process: positive regulation of gene expression; protein folding; angiogenesis. Lineage: Eukaryota; Metazoa; Chordata; Amphibia; Anura; Ranidae. Bases 172 to 885 code for a protein of 237 amino acids.
CUGUAUCCUGCCCUCUGCUGUGUGUUUCCUAAUAAGGAAAUGGUGUUGGGGAGGAAGUAGUGUCUGGUGUAACAAGAAAUUACUUCCCCCCCAUUACUCACGCUGUGUGUUGGAGCUGCUGGUGAAUAGAAGGGAGGAGUAGCGCCGUGAUUGUGUCCGGAAUUAGACAAGAUGCAGGAUCCAAAUGCAGACACAGAGUGGAAUGAUAUUCUGCGUAAAAAAGGCAUCCUGCCUCCUAAAGAGGUACCGAAGGAGGAAGAAGUGGAGGAAGAAGGGAUUUUGACCCAGCAGUCCAUUGUGAAAACAUAUGAGGAUAUGACACUGGAAGAGCUAGAAGAGAAUGAGGAUGAGUUUAGUGAGGAAGAUGAGAGAGCCAUAGAAAUGUAUAGACAACAGAGACUGGCUCAGUGGCAAGCAACACAAAUAAAGAAUAAAUUUGGGGAAGUGAUGGAGAUUUCCGGGCAGGACUAUGUACAAGAAAUAACAAACGCAGGAAAAGAUCUUUGGGUGCUCUUGCACCUUUACAAACAAGGAAUCCCACUUUGCAGUUUAAUAAACCAGCACCUAGCAGUGCUUGCAAGAAAGUUUAAAGAUGUGAAGUUUGUGAAAGCCAUUUCAACAACAUGCAUACCAAACUAUCCUGAUAAGAACCUACCCACCAUCUUUGUUUAUCGAGGUGGUGAAAUUCGUGCUCAAUUCAUAGGACCUUUAGUGUUUGGUGGAAUGAAGCUCACACAGGAUGAAUUAGAAUGGAAACUUUCAGAAUCUGGAGCCAUCAAGACAGACCUUGAGGAAAAUCCCCGACAACAAAUUCAGGAUCAGCUCAUGACUUCUAUUAGGAGUGCCACAGUCACAAGCAAAAACAGUGACUCUGAUGAGGACUAAAUUUGGGGGUUCUAAUUUAUUUUAUUUUUUUCUAUUUUUCUUUUUGUACAUUUGUUGUAAUAUAUAACAUCAAACAUACUGGAGAUGGUUACUUGUUGGCUUUGAUUCUAAAAAUAAAAGGAUCUAAUGUGGAAACCCAAA